Molecule: messenger RNA, 3202 nt
Organism: Chara braunii
Lineage: Eukaryota; Viridiplantae; Streptophyta; Charophyceae; Charales; Characeae
Source: the annotation of a GenBank genome assembly
GGACGACUGGGAGAAGGAUUAUCCGUGAUGAAGGAGGUUGCUGGAAGUUCCGAACCCCAGGCAGAGCCCGAGGCCGAGGACCCAGAGAAAGUCUAUGGGAAGUCUAGGGAAGAGGAACCUAGAGACAAAGUUACCACAACUAAGAAGAAGUUUCGGCAUCAAAUCCCGAUCUUAACCAUGCCUGAGAUCGACGACACCCUUAGCAAGUUACUAGGAACCAUGGUGUCGGUGUCGUUCCAGACCAUGCUGCAGGCUAGCCCUAGGUUGCUCAAAGGGCUUAGACAACUAUUGACUCGGCGGCGAGUAGAAAUAGACGACAAUCCCGAAUUACCAGAAGAGGAAAGGGAGGAGGAAGCUCCGCAAGAAGUUGCUAACCUUCAAAGGAGUCACGGGGAUCUGGAGGAUCUCGAGAAGGCCUUUGCGGACAUCCGCUUGAGCUUACCGGACCGAAAAGGUGGCGAGGUCAUGAGGCCACCUCCCAGAACAAAGCUUAGCUUUCAUGCGCUGCCCGUAGGAAAGCUGAAGAUCCAGAUUGGGACUCAUCAUACCGACGCAUUAGUAGAUGGGGGAGCAGAAAUCACUCUCAUAAGAAGAGACUUCCCAACAAUCUCGGGUUGUAUGGUGAAUAAGGAAGUGACAGGGAGCAUCCGGGGAGCCGGUCGAGAAAUCCCGUUCGCUGGGUAUGUCACGAAAUGCGCAGGAUUCAAAAGGGAGGUCUUAGCCAUCUUACAUUGCCUCAAGACCUUCCAGGCCUACCUAUUUGGGAGGCGGUUCGUCUUAAGGAUCGAUCCGACGAAUGUCGCAGGGGCCUUAAAGAACUAUAGGCCUAUAGAUCCGACGGUGGGGAGAUGGGUAGGAUUUAUUUGGCAGUUCGAUUACAAGAUCGAACGAAUUGCUGGAAUCAGAAACAAGGCAGAUGGGCUGAGUCAGUUUUGCAUCACUCCCGAAGGGGUGGAGGAUGCGGGGCCCAUAAACGCGUUCCUUGAAUUCGAAGGAGGAACUCUUGCGGUGGACAACGAAAUGAUGGGCAAACGAUGCGCGUCGGGAGAACUGUUGAUCCGAACUUUGGAGAAGGGGGCACUUGCCGUAGUAGCAGAACUUAGAGAAGCACCAGUCACCACUCGAGGUCGCAAAAAUGAGAAAGAUUCGUGGGGAGUGAUAGUAGGACCGAAGGAGGAACUAAUAGCAAUGGGGAUUGAGGGAGGCCGGGACACCAUGAUGAGCUUAGUGGAAUCUUGGAAAAGGAAAGAGUUGCGAUGGACGGUAAACCAGAUGCAGGAAAGAAAGGAUGAGGACCAGGAAGGGAGGAGGGUUUUCAAUGCCCAGAUAUACGAAGGGAUCUUUCGGGAGAUUGGGCUGUUGUUGGUAGGGAAUAAACAGCCCAUGGAAGUCCGCAUUAAAGCAAGGGAGGAGGCCGAGAGGUACGUCCUAAUGGGUGGCCAUCUGUUCAAGAGGGAGGAAGGUGCUAUGCCUAGAAGAGUGGUGUGCGGAAGAUCUAGGCAGCUAGACGUUAUCCAAGCAAUGCACGACGGGUUAGUAGGAGGACACCGAUCAUCCAAAGGGACUCUUGCAAAGAUAACGUCACUCUAUUAUUGGCCAGGCAUGGCAGGCAUGGUCGCCACAUACUGCCACACCUGCCUAAUCUGCCAGGAACAGAGCUCGACACGUGUCUUCGAGCCACUUAGACCAACGCGGGCGUUAGGACCGAGAUAUCUGGUCCACAUCAAUCUGGCGGCCAUGCCUGUAUCAACGGAUGGGUACAGGUAUAUCCUGGAUGCACGGGACAACUUGAGUGGGUUUGUGGAGGCAGUCGCUCUCAAGAAAAAGACCGGGAGAAGUGUAGCAGACCGGAUAGAAGACUUCUACUUAAGGCAUCCCUUCAUCAAAAGGUUUGUAGCAGACAAUGGGACAGAGUUUGAGAACCAAGAAGUAUUGGGAAUGCUUAAGAGGCUCUGUGUACCGAUCAAACUCACCGAGCCGUAUCAUCCGGAGGUCAAUGCACCUGUGGAAAGAGGGUACCGAACCUUAAAGAACACGAUUGCGAAGCUCGCAGCAGACCAUCUGGGGAGUUGGCCUAGAGGAAAGAAGAAAGUUAAAAGUGGAGAGGAUGAUGAUGAUGAUGAUGAUGAUGAAGGCUAUGGGAGCCAUGGCCGGGAGUGGAGCGGAAUAGCGUAUGUGGGGUGCCGGUAUGUCGAUGUGCGUGGUAGCGUUUGGUGGUGGUAUAUCGGCGGCAUCCCAUUUGAGAGGGCGAGGAUGGCAGAGUACAGGGCCCUCUCACAACAUAUGCAGAACAUGCUGAGGGGCAUGAAGCCUGCUUUGCCCCAGUUCAUGCGCAUAGCAGGCACUGGCAUACAGGAGCAGCGUUUGCACAUAGCUGAUAAGCUACGUGACAUACGCGGUCAGAUGGAGCACACGGGGGCUACCAUUCUCACGAAUGGGAGGAAGUCCCUCAACUCUGAGCCCAUCGUGAACUUCCUGGCAGCUGGACAGUCGGACGCCAUCCUUUACACGACGGUUCGAAGGGAAGGGGUUGACGCAGAGACGGCAUAUGUGGUGUUGCGGCGGUGGAAGGUGUUCGAGGACUUCGGCGUGAAGAAGAUCAACGUCAUCUGCACGGACUCCGCAUCAGUUUAUGUCGCCGCCGGUCGCGUACUUCGCAACGACCCCGAUCCAGAUAUCCGUCGGAUCCCUUGGCUCCCUUGUUUUGUCCAUUGCUGCAACUUGAUGUUGUCCGACAUGGGCCAUCGAGUUGCUGACGAGGGCGAGGGCGGUUGUGCGCUUCAUCAGGUCGCACGGCUCGACUCUCACCUUGUUCAGGAUUUACAGUGCCAGGGCCGAUCACAAUGCACGGGCCGUGCGUGUGGGUGGCAGCUCCGCCAGCGGAGAGGGGGCACGCGGCAGAGGACGACGGGGCCGGAAGUUGUUGUACCCUUGCCAAACGCAAUUCGCAUCUAUGUAUAUCAUGAUGGGGUGCUUGCGCGACCACAAUGUUCCACUAGAGACAGUGAUCUUGGAGGGGGACUGAGCACGACUUCCAUGGGAGAGGAGGCUCCUUGUACAGGUUGGUUGGGUGCGCACGCAGGUGCGAUAUGGGUUGUUUUGGGAGGAGAUGGAUGAUCUCAUCGACGUCUUCACCCCAGUUGUGCAGUUGUUGCGGCAGUUGGACCAGGGGGGGUUGGUGAUCUCGUGCGUCUUCCAGUGG